This is a messenger RNA of Neodiprion fabricii, 1453 nucleotides long. RefSeq names its product exosome complex component RRP46 (gene Rrp46). Gene Ontology annotation, biological process: poly(A)-dependent snoRNA 3'-end processing; rRNA catabolic process; U4 snRNA 3'-end processing. Gene Ontology annotation, cellular component: cytoplasmic exosome (RNase complex); nuclear exosome (RNase complex); nucleolus. The record is from RefSeq and is a predicted model, not a curated record. NCBI's taxonomy places the organism in Eukaryota, Metazoa, Arthropoda, Insecta, Hymenoptera, Diprionidae. The transcript has 5 exons. Bases 182 to 853 code for a protein of 223 amino acids.
GCUAUAUCUAGGGAUAUCCUGACGUGGACCAAUGAGAAGCCGCGACGCCGAGUUUCUGGAUAUCCAUCCAUGUCGUACAUCUCAUGAGCUUUAACUCCGGCGUCGAUGCAACGCGUGUCUUCCAUUCGUCUGCUCCUAACCUAGUUCAAAUUGUAGCGGCGAAGAUAGAAAACGAAUUGAAAUGCAAAACCAAUUGGAAACUACGGAGGAAGAGGAGUGCGUUUUGAGACCGAUGAACUGUGAAUUAAAUCAGCUGAGCAGACCGGAUGGUUCGGCAAUGUUUAUGCAAGGUGACACCGUCGUUGUUGCCGGAGUUUAUGGACCAAUUGAAGCGAAGCUACAAAAGAUGAUGCACGACAGAGCGACCGUUGAAACAAUGUUUAGUCCUGCAAAAGGACCACCGUGUGUCGACGACAGAGCGAAAGAAACUGUCAUCAGGGAAACGUGCGAGGCUGUACUGCUGACUGCGUUGCACCCUGGCAUGGCAAUAAGCAUAAAUGUACAAGAACUGCAGGAUUCUGGAGGAUUACUCGCCUGUGCCAUUAAUGCUGCUUGCCUGGCGCUCAUAAUCUCCAGUAUUUCUAUGAAAUUCACUGUCGCUGCUGUAUCCUGCAUGAUUGACCGCGAGUCCGGCAAACUGAUUGUAGAUCCUGAUAGCACGCAAAUACAGCAGGCACGGGUCACGUUCACGUAUGUUUUCGAGGGUAUAAAAAAGGACUUGGUGUCUUGCCACACAACUGGUCGAUUCUCGGAGAACGAGCUGAUGGAAUCUCUAGAAAAGUGUCGAGCAGCAAGCCAGAACAUCUUCGAUUUUUAUAGAAACAUAGUUGAACAAUACGCGAUCAAAUUAUGAGCAUAUUUGCAUGCGAUAAAUUUAUCGACGUCGAAUUCGCACCCGUAAAUUGCUGAAAAGUCCAAUGAUUGAAUUCUAUAAUUAGCAUUUUACGUAUAUUUCCGAGCAGUGGGAGAUCGAUUGUAUGUAUAUAAAAAUAAUUAGGCGGUGGUAUACUCGAUCCGUUUCGAGCUGAGGAAUUUAAUAACACCGGUUAAAACGGCCUCCGCGGUGCAGGUGAUUCGGUACAGCGAAAUAGCGAUCGUAACUUUGAUUCCAUUAAAUACAAUAAGGCUACCAGGAAUACUCACUGAACUACGUUUAGCCGCGAGGUUUCCCCCCGGGGGCCCGAAGCUGCGGCGCAGUCUUGCUGACCAUUAACAAGAAGCGAAGCAAUUUAUGGUACGGUUCGCUCAUUCCCACUUUAUUAUUUCUCGUCGUAGCUGAGUAGAUGUUUCUCUGCUGCAGUCGCCGGUUUCGUUUUGCUUACCGAACAGCCAGAUACAGCGUCAGCUUACAGACAUCCUGGCAAGAUGCUUCGCAUCGAAAUUCUGCAAACCUUUCUCAUCUUGAGGCUUCCUCAUUAACGUGAUUUGAAUGUGUAUAUAUAUAUAUAUAUAU